Sardina pilchardus (European sardine) is the source of this 4051-nucleotide messenger RNA. RefSeq names its product sorting nexin 27b (gene snx27b). Gene Ontology annotation, cellular component: early endosome. The record is from RefSeq and is a predicted model, not a curated record. Gene Ontology annotation, biological process: signal transduction; endocytic recycling; intracellular protein transport. Bases 116 to 1819 code for a protein of 567 amino acids. Gene Ontology annotation, molecular function: protein binding; phosphatidylinositol-3-phosphate binding. The transcript is spliced from 13 exons. NCBI's taxonomy places the organism in Eukaryota, Metazoa, Chordata, Actinopteri, Clupeiformes, Clupeidae.
UGCUACUGUACGGAUUCUCUGCUAGCAAGCUAGCCGAUGAGACAAAUUAACCCUCGCUAAUGUAUCGCAGAAGAGAGUAACGACGGUGGAGAAAAGGAGAUUUGUUUUUUAAAAAAUGGCGGAUGUUGCGGAAGAAUAUGGAAUUAAUUCUGCUGUCCCAUCACUGCAGCAUUCGUCCUCUCGUAAUGGGACUAGCGUCAGUUCUGCAGCCGGUAACGGGAGCGGACCCGCAGCCACCACUGUAACUACAGGCCCUCGGCUGGUCCGGAUUGUGAAGUCAGAUUCGGGCUAUGGCUUUAAUGUGCGAGGACAAGUCAGCGAGGGAGGACAGCUCCGAAGCAUACAUGGGGAAUUGUACGCUCCUCUCCAGCAUGUCAGCGCUGUUUUGCCUGGAGGUGCGGCAGAUAGAGCGGGUAUCUCAAAGGGUGACCGCAUUCUCGAGGUCAAUGGGGUGAACGUGGAGGGAGCGACACACAAGCAGGUGGUGGACCUGAUCCGGGCAGGGGAGCGGGAACUGGUGCUUGCCGUGCUGUCGGUGCCCCAGGCCGAGACGGACAGCCUUGAGGCGGCCGACGAAGGCCCCACAGCGUGUUGCUAUGACUACAGUGACAAGCAGGCAGUGCCCAUCUCCAUACCCACCUACAAGCAUGUAGAGCAGAACUCAGAGAAGUUUGUGGUAUACAAUGUGUACAUGGCAGGCAGGCAGCUAUGCUCCAAGCGAUAUCGGGAGUUUGCCAUCCUGCACCAGAACUUAAAGAGGGAGUUCAGCACCUACAACUUCUCCAAACUGCCGGGAAAGUGGCCGUUCUCCCUGUCCGAGCAGCAACUGGACGCACGUCGCAGAGGCCUAGAGGAGUACCUGGAGAAAGUCUGUUCUAUAAGGGUGCUUGGAGAAAGUGACAUAAUGCAAGAGUUCCUGUCUGAAUCAGAUGAGAACUUUAAUGGCGUGUCAGAUGUGGAGCUGAGAAUAGCCAUGCCGGACAAAACGACAGUCACAGUCCGAGUCCGUAAGAACAGCACCACCGACCAGGUCUAUCAGGCUGUUGUGAUGAGAGUCAAAAUGGAUAGCAUCACAGCCAGUUACUUUGCACUUUUUGAAGUGAUUAACCAUACAUUUGUGCGUAAGCUGGCCCCUAAUGAGUUUCCCCAUAAGCUGUAUGUGCAAAACUACACAUCUGCGGUGCCUGGCACCUGCCUGACCCUCCGCAAGUGGCUCUUCAGUGCAGAGGAAGAGGUGCUGCUUAACGACAACCAGCUGGCCAUAACCUACUGCUUCCACCAGGCCAUGGAGGACGUCAAGAAGGGAUCCAUAAAGGUGGGGGAGAAGUCCUAUCAGCUCCAGAAACUUGCCGAGCAGAAGAAGAUGAAUAUUUACUUGAGUAUGCUGAGCACGUGUGAAGGCUACAACGAGAUUGUGUUCCCUCACUGCGCGUGCGACUCGAGGCGCAAAGGCCACGUGGUCACUGCCGUCAGCGUCCACCACUUCAAGCUGCACGCCUGCACCGAGGACGGCGCCCUGGAGAACCAAGUGAUUGCCUUUGAGUGGAGUGAGAUGCAGCGCUGGGACACGGAUGAGGAGGGCAUGGCCUUCUGCUUCGAGUACGCCAGGGGAGAGAAGAAGCCACGCUGGGUCAAGGUCUUCACCCCCUAUUUCAACUACAUGCACGAGUGUUUUGAGAGAGUUUUCUGUGAGCUCAGAUGGAGGAAAGAGCUGGAGGAGGAGGUGACUGAUAAAGACAACAAGAACUGCAGCAGAGAUGGUAUGUGUAGUAAGAAUAUCUUCCAGCUGCUGAGAAACAGAAGGGAUGGAGGCACUUGAAUGAGGAGGUCAUUACCUCUUGAACACUGGCACAAACACACACACACACACACACACACACACACACACACUAACUCAAUAUAAAUAUUACACUAAAGCAAGCAUUGUGAAGAAGUAAAUGUAUAUAUGCCUAUCAUUAGACAUAAGAGUCCUCUGAAAGAAGAGAAACUCGUGGGUGCAUUUUAAAAGUGAUUUAAAAUAUCCAUAGAUUUCUGCAUCAAACAUUGCACUUCACCUCAUCGCAACUCCCAUGACACACCGUGUCUUCGACUGACAGAUGAAUCAGACACUAUUAAGCAGCCAGCAGGUACAAAUGGAAACUUGCCGGGAGACUGACUGAGAUUGUGUGUCGCAUUUCACUGUGACCAACCAACCUAAUCCCCUGCAUGACUGGAGAAAGGGAACAAUAUCUGCAUCAAGAAAAAAAAACUGGCUCCUCCUUUGAAACACAUGGAUGAACUUCUUGCAAGAAAGGAAGGAUAUCUGCAAUGCCAUUAGUCUAGAGUAUGGGUAUUAUGGCAACAUCCUUAGCUAGGAGCAACUUCUAGGAUGUGACUGGACUGGAGAAGGGCUCUGGGUGGACUUGUCUUGCCCAACUUGGACUUGUAGAACAGAAAAUGGCAGGACACUCACCCGAGAUCUAUAGUGAAGAAAAGGCUGGUGAACAAAACUCACACAAACUACAUACACCACACUACACUACACUACACUCAUCUCCGAGGGGAAUAAUCAUGAGUUUGAUCAAGCAAAGGAGAGUGAGUACGUCAAUACGGACAAGCCUGCCUGCUUGUCUGGAGUGGAAAAAAACGGACAGGAACAGUAACCUUAUUCAUGUAAAUUUGUGUUUACUUUUCUCCUGACUUUGGCAUCGCAUUGUUUGAAUCAUUUCAAUUGUGCCAGUGCUUUUUUGGGGGGGGGGAUCUGAUCUCACAAUUUAUUCUGUGCAUGUAGAUGCAUUUCAACACUGUGUUGAGAUGUUGAGUGUUUGUGUGUGUGUGUGUGUGUGUGUGUGUGUGUGUGUGUGUGUGUGUGUGUGUGUGUGUGUGUGUGUGUGUGUGUGUGUGUGUGUGUGUGUGUGUGUGUGUGUGUGUGUGUGUGUGUGUGUGUGUGUGUGUGUGUGUGUGUGUGUGUGUGUGUGUGGGAGAGGUCUGGGCUGCUGCUCCCAGAUUCAUUUCAGUUUCUCUUUCUCCUGGUCUAAGGGCAUGUGUGUGUGAAGAAAAAUGAGAGAAUGAGGUGUGCACAGGCUUUGAUUGUUCUUUUUUGUUCACAUACUGUAGCUGUCCUUGACGUCGCAGGAGAAUACCUCCUGCCAUGUUCCUGCUGAAACGCACUAUGUGUUAUGGGUAGGCCUCAUCCGUAUGCUCUCUGUCGCUGUCACUGGCAUUCUUAAGUGACUUCCUGACGAGUCCUCACGGCAGACUGAUCAACCUCUGUGUGUGUUGGGAUCAGUUAGCACGACAGUAUUAUUAUUAUUAUUAUUAUUAUUCAGUAUUACAGUUUUGAUGUAUUGAGGUUGCAGUGUGUAGCAGAAUAACUUGCACAGAAUACAAAAGACACAGAAAUUGAACGCAUAGACAUUCUUACCAGUUAACCAACGUAGAGCCACCCUCUUACAACUUCAAAUUAUUGUUGCAUCCCUGUGGUCAAACACCAGAGAUAAGGGCUGAUCUGGCCGAUUACUGGAAAGCUACGAACACAAAGUUUGGUGAAGUUCUGUUCUGACUGAUGCAAGUAUUCAUGAAAGACUCACUUUUUCUAUGGACCCAAUGGGAGUCUCUGAAUGUGAUGUGUGAAGCAGGCCCUUUGUUCCUGAGCUUCACACGGACCUACGGAAUUCAGACAUCCAUGCUCUCCUGGAUCUUAAAUGCCGUUACUUGAUUGUUUUGCCAUUGGAGGUCUUUCUGUUUCUCUUUCUCUCUUUCUUUCUCUCUCUCUCUCUCUCUCUUUGUCGUCUGAGUUGACAAAGAGAAAGAUUGCUCCAUAAUUUAUUUCAGUAUUAGAACUGCAGACGCUUCAGGUCUUUGAAGAACAGGAAAAAAAACUAUUUAUGCUGUAAUAAAAAAUGUUGAAGGACUCUGCACUAUUUCCUUAAUGAAUGAAAUUGGCCUUUAACAAAUAGAGCAAAAACAACAAAAACUGAAAGCAUUUUUGAGGACUUUGCUUCUGAACAGUCUUUGACAGGCAUAUUUGGUUAGUGUAAAGAUAAGUUGUAAAAUAUUCUUUUAAAUAAAA